Grus americana (Whooping crane) is the source of this 2349-nucleotide messenger RNA. It is a transcript of the gene IRF8, whose product is annotated as interferon regulatory factor 8. Gene Ontology annotation, cellular component: nucleus. Gene Ontology annotation, biological process: immune system process; regulation of transcription by RNA polymerase II. The record is from RefSeq and is a predicted model, not a curated record. NCBI's taxonomy places the organism in Eukaryota, Metazoa, Chordata, Aves, Gruiformes, Gruidae. The coding region runs from base 24 to 1355 and encodes 443 amino acids. The transcript has 9 exons. Gene Ontology annotation, molecular function: protein binding; DNA-binding transcription factor activity, RNA polymerase II-specific; RNA polymerase II cis-regulatory region sequence-specific DNA binding.
GCAGAGCGGUGCAGGAGGGCAGGAUGUGCGACCGUAACAGCGGGCGGCGACUCCGGCAGUGGCUGAUCGAGCAGAUCGACAGCGAGAUGUACCCUGGGCUCAUCUGGGAGAAUGAGGAGAAAACCAUGUUCCGCAUCCCCUGGAAACACGCUGGGAAGCAGGACUACAACCAGGAGGUGGAUGCCUCCAUUUUCAAGGCCUGGGCUGUUUUCAAAGGCAAGUUCAAAGAAGGUGACAAAGCGGAGCCGGCCACGUGGAAGACACGACUGCGCUGUGCCUUGAACAAGAGCCCCGACUUUGAGGAGGUGACAGACAGGUCCCAGCUGGACAUCUCCGAGCCCUACAAAGUCUACAGGAUUGUGCCGGAGGAGGAACAGAAAUGCAAAGCGGGCAUUGCCAAUGGGAGCGGCCUGAAUGACGUCACAGAGAUGGACUGCAGUUCCUCUGCAAUCGAUGAGCUCAUUAAAGAGGGCAGGGGCUGUCCAAGGCAUCAAACCCACUCUGGUCUCACACAGCCCCCCAGCGUAGAUGAAUAUCUGGGGAUCAUCAAGAGAAGCCCCUCGCCCCCCCAGGAGACCUGCAGGAACCCCCCGAUACCCGACUGGUGGGUGCAGCAGCCCAGCCCUGCGUUGCCCCUGAUGAACGGAUACUCUGGCUAUGAGCAGCAUCAUUCAGGUUACUCCCAGAUGGUGAUCAACUUCUUCUACAGUGGGAGGCUGGUGGGCCACAUCACCACCUCGUGCACCGAGGGCUGCCGGAUCUCGCUCAGCCAGCCCUCCAGCCAUGGUGAGAAGCUGUAUGCCCCAGAUGCCCUGGAGCAUGUGCGGUUCCCUUCGGCUGACACCAUCCAGAAUGACCGCCAGAAGCAGAUCACCAGGAAGCUCUUUGGGCACCUGGAGAGGGGUGUCCUGCUGCACAGCAACAAGCAAGGCAUCUUCAUCAAGAGGCUGUGCCAGGGUAGGGUCUUCUGGAGUGGGAACACCAUGGUCUACAAGGACAGGCCCAACAAACUGGACCGGGAUGAGGUGGUGAAGAUAUUUGACACCAGCUUGUUCUUCAGAGAGCUGCAGCAGUUCUACAACAACCAGGGCCGCUUCCCAGACAGCAGAGUCAUACUGUGCUUUGGAGAGGAGUUCCCAGACACAGUGCCCCUGCGGUAUAAGCUCAUCCUUGUCCAGGUGGAGCAGCUGUGUGUCAGGCAGAUGGUGGAGGAGGCUGGGAAGACCUGCAGCAGCAGCCCCAUGCUCCCCAUAGCUGAUGAGACACAGCAUGACCAGGUGUACAGGAUCUUCCAGGACAUCUGUGGGAUGCACCAGCGGCCACUCUUCAGAGAAAACCAACAGAUUGCUGUCUGAGCCUCCUUCUCUGCAGACAUAGCAUGGUGGUUUGGGUUGAUCUAGACCCAGUUUGGUCCCACUAGUGCCUAAAUUUCCCUUUUGGAAAGUUGGUUCUUGUUCUUUGAUUCCAGUCCAGAGUCUGUAUAAAUACAGCAGUAAAAAUUGCCAUGAGAAAGUAGGUUGGAUGCUUAGGGUCUGUCCUGCAGACACUUUACUGAUAGAAAUGACUUUUGUACAAGCAGGGUAGUCCAUGUCCUGUUGUCUAUAGCUAAUGGCAGGGGGAGGAGGAGGAAGGUCUGAGCUGUGUGUGAAGGUUAGGGCUGGGAGGGCUUUGUGUUGCCUUUGUUUAUGGCCAGUCAAGCAGAACUCAAAAUCAACAGCUAUAAUAACCUGCCCCACCGGUCUGUGACUUGGACCUUGUUCAGAAUAGUGAUUUGGUAGGAGGUGACUCUUGGAAAAGCCUUAAAAUGCUCAAAUGUAGGGAAUUCUCAAAUAUCAGGUUUUUUUCCCCAGAGUGUCCUGUUGAUAGAGGAUAGAGUAUGCCUUCCAAGGAGACCCUUCUGAAAUUCCUCUGUAUUUUUGCUAUGAGGUUUAUAUGUUUAUCUGUAAUACCAAAGUAUUUUGAAAUUUGGAAACCAAUGCAGAGAUUAUAUAUGUAAAUGUUGAACAUAAGAACCUAGGAAUCUUAAUUUUUCCUAACAGGAGUUUAUAUAAAUAUAUAAUAUCUUUAAUUUUAAAGAUAGCAGCAUAGUGUGAAUAAGUUGGCUUCACCCUCCCAAACACACAUGUUGGUCUCUCCCAAGCGUGACCAGGCAGCGGCAUCCAUGUGUAAAUCCUCAUUAACAUGGUUUGUGUGUGCACCCGGCGCUGGGGAGCUGCUUGCAGCUGACACAAACCAGGACUGCACACGUGUGCGUGCUACUAAGCUGCCUAUUUAUUUUAUGCCUGAGGUUUAUUAAAUUUUUUUUGUAAUUUUUUUAAUGUUACUGCAAUUAAAGUGCUAUAUUUUGUA